CGGCGAUGCUGAAGAGCUCCUGGGACAGCCCGCCGUCGUCCACUCCUGGCUCGCCCACGAACGACACCUGCGAGCCCCGAGACACCCAUAGCGCCGAGGGAAAGGGGGGGCGGAACCCCUGUACGCGCACCGCGGCGCAGCCCGGGGCGGGUUGGCGGGCCCACAGGAAGCGGUACGGGGAGCGGCCAUGCUGCGCGGCAGUGGGCGCGGCGCGGCAGCCGUGCUGCGACGGUGGGCGAGCGGCGGCGGGCAGGGGCAGGGCUCGGGCUCGGGCUCAGCGCGGCCGCAGCCGCUGGAGCCGUCGCUGCUGCGCUUCCUGGUGUGCCCGCUCUCCAAGCGGCCGCUGAGGUACGAAGAAGCUACCAACGAGCUCAUUAACGAGGAGCUGGGCAUUGCAUACCCCAUCAUCGACGGCAUCCCCAACAUGAUCCCGGAGGCUGCCAGGAUGACUCGGAAGAAUCCCCCCCCAGCCGAGGGCUCGAAGCAGCCCUGACGACCCACUAGCCACAGCAGUGACCCGGGCCUGAUGGCCAGAGGAGGCAUGCUCCCCUCCCUGCCCACACUGACUGUACUUGUUCCUCUCCUGUCCCUAGCAGGCUUGUUUUACUCAGCCAGCGUAGAUGAAACCUUCCCACAGGGCUGCACCAGCACCAACAGCUUAUGUUUCUACAGUCUUCUCCUUCCUGUUACAAUACCCGUUUAUAUAUUCUUCCAUCUGUGGACCUGGAUGGGGAUUAAGCUUUUUAGGCACAACUAGUGUGGUGCAUUUGCUAACCCCUGGGCUUCUCUAAAGCAACACAGUUUAUUUAAUCUCAUCAGGUGUUGCAGUUGAUUUGAGAGAGUUCCCUUCUGGCACUAGUGACUGGUGCCAUUUUCCUAGGAGCAUCUGGAACUAUAUGAAGUCCUCUGCAGCAGCCCGUUACUUAAUUACUGCUAAGGCAGAUAAAGAGGAGGAAUAACAAGAAGCACUAAUUCUUCUAGUGUAUCCAUUCAAGAGUGUUGUGCGUUUGUAGUGGCACUAAUGAAAAUCUAGGCGGUGAUUGUUUUUAUGAGGAAGAACCGUACCCUGACUGAAAUAAUUGAUCUUAAAUAAUAAGCAAUGACAACAUGCAGCUAUAUGAAUCUGUCUUUGAAUUACAAGCUUUGUUUUGAACUGAUGUGUGUAUUGAAAUGUGUUUGUCUCGCUGUCAGAAGAACAUAAAAUAAAUUAGGCUGAUGUUUAAUAACAAAA
Molecule: messenger RNA, 1231 nt
Organism: Grus americana (Whooping crane)
Lineage: Eukaryota; Metazoa; Chordata; Aves; Gruiformes; Gruidae
Gene: PYURF
Product: PIGY upstream open reading frame
Exons: 3
Coding region: 188-493 (101 amino acids)
Source: RefSeq, a predicted model, not a curated record